Nothobranchius furzeri (turquoise killifish) is the source of this 1163-nucleotide messenger RNA. The record is from RefSeq and is a predicted model, not a curated record. NCBI's taxonomy places the organism in Eukaryota, Metazoa, Chordata, Actinopteri, Cyprinodontiformes, Nothobranchiidae.
AUGAUCACAAAGCUCGACAGGAAAUCUCCUCUUUUCCCUGUUUGUUCCAGCAUUCUCCUGCCUAAAAAGAAGUUCAUCUAUCAUUAUAAGAACAUGCGCUGGGCGAGAGGUCGGUGUGAGACGUACCUGUGUUUUGUGGUGAAAAGGCGAGCGGGCCCAGACUCCUUGUCCUUUGACUUUGGACAUCUUCGCAAUCGCAAUGGCUGUCAUGUGGAGUUGUUGUUUCUGCGCCACCUGGGAGCCCUGUGCCCAGGCUUGUGGGGUUAUGGAGUAACUGGUGAGAAAAAAGUCAGCUACUCCAUUACCUGGUUUUGCUCCUGGUCUCCCUGCGCCAACUGCUCCUUCCGACUGGCCCAGUUCCUCACCCAGACGCCCAAUCUCCGCCUCAGGAUCUUUGUCUCUCGUCUCUACUUCUGCGACUUGGAGGACAGUCGUGAAAGAGAAGGCCUGAGAUUGCUGAAGAAGACUGGUGUGCACAUCACUGUCAUGAGCUACAAGGAUUACUUCUACUGCUGGCAGACCUUUGUGGCUCGUAAUCAGACCAAGUUCAAGCCUUGGGAAGGUCUUCACCAAAAUGCUGUUCGCCUGUCCAGGAAACUCAACCGCAUUCUCCAGCCCUGCGAGACAGAAGAUUUAAGAGAUGCUUUCAAGCUUCUCGGACUGUGAAACUUUCUUCGGACCUUCUCUGGUGUUGGCAUUAAGUCUGGAAAGAAACAUGUCAGUGUUGGGUUUAUCACUACAACCGCUAAACUGAGAAAAAAUAAAGUUGUAGCAAGGCUUGCCAUUUUAGUUAGCUGCUGCUUGCUGUUUCUGUAGCUUGAUGUGAAAAUACAGUUGAAGAUAACACAUCUCAGCCAGGUCAUGCUAGUCAUGUUUGUUUUACCUGCUAAAAUAAAGUCAGACAAAAAUGUAUAAAUAUUGUUUUGUGUUAUUGAAGUUAGCAGCAAUGUUAGCUUUUUGUUAGCUUGUUAUCCAUUAGCUCUGCUAAUGAUUAGAAGGUGGAACAUUGAGGGAGACUGAUUAUCUCAAAUUAGAAUUAAUUGAGGCAAACAUCCCGCCUCUGACUGGCUAACAUCAGCGUGACUCUUCCACUGCCUUUGUUAACAAAACUCAAGAUAAUGUAAAACAUUUUCUGUGGUAAAAAAACCCGCAACAUAGACAGU